GGAUCAGUAUUCAGAAGACCCCUCACAAGGCGGGUCGUCCGACGUGGGGUUGAAGGUCCACAUCCAUCCUCGAGGGGAGCCCGCCAAAAUGGACACACAGGGCAUCGCCAUCGGGCCGGGAACACAUGCCUAUGUGGGGAUGUCAAAGAUUAAUUAUCAAAACGAGAUCCCGCCGUGGGGAAAUUGUGAGGAAAAGAAGCUGAAUCAUUACGACACCUAUACCCUAACGGGGUGUCUGUUGGAGUGUAGGGCGCACUGGGUGGAGACCAUGUGUAACUGCACCGCCAUGGAACUGCCAGGGAAUAUGGACAUCUGCGAUCCUCAAACAGUCGUGGAUUGUGUGACGUCAGUCUACAAUCUCAUCAUUCGAGGGCGACUGCCUUGCAAGUGCCCGACCCCCUGUGAGAUCAGCACGUACGGCAAGUCCGUGUCUUACGCCGGCUGGCCCAACCCUGGCGCUGCGAUGAGCCCUUCCUUGAUAGAAAAGUUGGGCCAAGAUGAAUUUUUACGGAGAAACUACUGUGCCUUCGACGUCUUCUACAAAUCUCUGAACAGCAAGACGGUCACCCAGAAGAGGGCGAUGACGGAGGAAGACCUACUUAGUGCGAUCGGCGGUUCCCUGGGCCUGUUCAUCGGCGCCAGUAUCAUCACCCUGGCGGAGAUAGCGGAGUAUCUCAUCACCAGGCCCUUCAAGUUCCUCUUGAAAAAGAAGUAGAAAAAUAAACAGAAUGCAAGAAAAUGCAAGAAAAUAACAGAUAGACUAUGAAGCAAUAAAAGCCACCCGAGAGGUUGGAAGUCGCCUGAGCGUUUUCAGAAAAUGUCAGGCGACUUACAGAAGUUAUACCACAUUCUGAAAUUAUUGUAACGUUACAAUCCAUGAGAUGGACAAAACGCAUUUCUUAAAGUCUUAACGUUAAGUCGGACGUUCGUAAUUAGUUCUCACAUAUUGUGGGCAUGUGUUCUUAUGCAUAUUUUCCAUAAACUAGACAGGUGUGGCACAUUAUCCAUACACUAGUGGUGUAUAAAAACAUGUCUCCUUGUACUCAGUCUGUAACAUCUUGUCUAUACAAUACAUGCGUACCAGACGAAGACUGUUCUUACAAGAAUAAAACAGUUUCUAGACGUAGCGUACUCCAUGCUCUUCAUUGUUUGUGUCAUUGUGAGUAACGUUAUAUGGAUAUAAUACAUCAAUGUAUGUUCUUGUUUCCUUCAUGAAGUAUACGUCUUCACUUUUGACACUGAAUCUCGAUCGAAAAUUGGGUGACCUGAAUGUACGACUGAAUUAAUAUCCUUCAAUAUCAACCAUCAGGUCCAAAUACUAUUAUACAUGUACGGUUCUAUAUGUGUAUUCAUUGUUCCAACAAUGACACAUUGUGAAUCAGUCUAUUUAGGGGAAAGUUGAUAUUUGUGGACACAACAUUUCUUUGGAUAGUCAUUCUUCCUUCCUUCGGUGGUAGUAUAAUAUUAUUUAAACAAGCCACGGGCUGUUUGUCUACAGUCUACAUCAACAUGGCUUCAGUCUCGGUGUGACUGUUCUUUCCGUGAAGGAAUUGUAUUUUGUUCGUCUUUAAGGACGAGUUGAAACGUAGCAUGUUGUAUAAAACUAAAAGACAGAAGUACAGGAAUGCACUGGAAAGAACAGGACAGAUAAAA
Messenger RNA from Branchiostoma floridae (Florida lancelet), 1653 nucleotides. RefSeq names its product acid-sensing ion channel 4-like. The record is from RefSeq and is a predicted model, not a curated record. Gene Ontology annotation, biological process: sodium ion transmembrane transport. Gene Ontology annotation, molecular function: ligand-gated sodium channel activity. Gene Ontology annotation, cellular component: membrane. NCBI's taxonomy places the organism in Eukaryota, Metazoa, Chordata, Leptocardii, Amphioxiformes, Branchiostomatidae. Bases 89 to 715 code for a protein of 208 amino acids. The transcript has 6 exons.